GUGUUACUGAACAUACAGUGAUUGUUAGUAAGAGCCAGUGAGACAUCUGUAUUAUACCGGAGACUCUUUUAGGAGAGCAUUGCUUGGUCCACAUAGAAAUUGAGGCAUACAAGUCAAACUAGGUGAACUCAGCUGAAGACUGAAGUCAUCUUUGAGAGUAAGACAUGGACUGUCACAAUGAGGAGUGCAGCCGCCCCCAAGAGGAGGAGGACAUCAUGGACAUUCCCUUGGAUGACCCCGAGGCCAACAGGGCUGCUGCCAAGAUUCAGGCUGGCUUCCGUGGCCACAUGACCCGUAAGAAGAUGAAGCCGGAGGACAAAGCAGAAGGGGAGGAGGUGAGCAGCACUGGGGAUGUGCUCAACGGCAGCCAGGGGGACACAGAGGCAGGAGGAUCGGGGGCAGUAGAGAGAGACGACACAUCUGUGCCAGAGCAGUGACACCCCUGUCCUGACCUGGAUGAAGAGAAAGAGGGGGAGGAAGGUAGCGAGAGAUGGCUGGCAUAAGCUGGCUGGGCUGGCUUUCAGACAUACCUUUUUACCCCAGGAGUGAUUUUCUUUUUCAACACAAAUUAGCAGUAGGAAAUGAACAGUUUAGAGGGUGUGUUAUGUGAAUUUUGUGAACUUUAACACUCCUUCUCUGCUUCUCCAGCAGUCUCAUCAGUACGGAUGUCUUUGACCCAGAAUUUGCAACUCACUGCAUGUACUUGUGAAACUUCUGGUAGUGUGCUAGUUUUUAGAUGAUGAUCUGUGAAUGUGAAAAUGAAUGUCCUCUAAAUGCUAAACAGGGCUUAUUUUGGACAGAACACUUCAUACCAUCUGUGUAUAAACCUUGUAUGCAUCAGCAUUAGACUUUGCGUAAGUAGUGGCUUAAAUUAUUUGUUCUUCUGCAUUAUUUUCUGAUGUGCUUUUAUCUUGACUAUUAUUUAUCUAUUUGACUUGCUUACAAAAAUGAUUAAAAUAUCAAAAAUAUCAAAAGAUAAAGUAGCUAUGUAUGUUCUAUUUAUUCUAAGUUACUUCAGUCAGAUUGCAAUUGCCUUGAUUAUCUUUUUGAUCAGGAGUAAGUUCUCUUUUCACCUGUUUGAGCAUUUUCUAUAAAUCUGAUCUUCCAGAACAGUAAGCAUGCAGUAAUUACACUUUUUUUUUCCAGAUGCAUUUUACAGCUUUACCUUAUGAGACACUUGUUCAAUAUGCUCUGUUGUUGUGUUGGUGGGUUUGACUUGUUUGACUUAUGUUAAAUCAGGUGUGUGAAAUUCCGUUGUCAGAGUUUGCAGAGCUUUCAUGCUUUAAAACGAAUUGAAUAGUACCUUGCUGAACUUUGCUGUAGAGUCAUGGCAUUACACUAAUAAAUACACCUUAAAUAUA
Seriola aureovittata is the source of this 1361-nucleotide messenger RNA. Its product is annotated as neurogranin-like. The transcript has 3 exons. Lineage: Eukaryota; Metazoa; Chordata; Actinopteri; Carangiformes; Carangidae. Bases 165 to 437 code for a protein of 90 amino acids. Gene Ontology annotation, molecular function: calmodulin binding. The record is from RefSeq and is a predicted model, not a curated record.